GUUCAAAAUUUCAGACCACAGACAUAAAUAUCAAGAUCUUUUCCCUGAUGUACCACUGCUACCAAAGCAUCACUAUUUGGAGCAUUAUCCACAACUGAUCAGGGCGUUUGGUCCUCUUGUGGGUCACUGGACCCUCCGAUUUGAAGCUAAGCAUAGCUUUUUCAAGCAGGUUAUUCGAUACACUAACUGCUUCAAAAAUGUCCCUCUGUCCUUAGCUACUAAGCAUCAGUUAAUGAUGUCCUAUCAUUUGAAUUCCUCCAGUUAUGAAAAGGAUGGUCUUGAAAUUACAAAGGCGUCAAAAGUUCCAGUGGAUGUUUUGAAACAGGAAAUGGCUCUGCUUGUUCAACAGAAAUUCCCCAGUGCUUCUAAUAUUGAUCUCACUAAAUGUGUAUCAUACAAAGGUGUAACAUACAGGAAUGGCAUGAUUUUGGUGCAUGGGUCAACGAGUGGUCUCCCUGACUUUGGAGAGAUUAUUCAUAUUUGUGUUGUACAGAACACGCUGUGUUUCAUGCUGAAAAGACACUCUGGGUGGUACAGGGAACACUUCCGAUCAUUUGAAUUAAGUCCGUGUCCAACCAUAGAAACUAUUUUGGUGGGAAUUGAGGAAUUGGCAGAUGUUUACCCUUUGGCAGAUUAUUUUGUUGGAGCAGUUAGAAUGGUGACACUGAAAAGAUAUGUAAUUUUGUAAGGAGCAAAAUAUGGUAGCGUUUAAAAAAAGCCAAGGACACUUAGUGUAGUCACAGUUUACAUCAAGGUCCGUUUUAUAAGUCCAAUAUGUCUAAACGGCCAGGGAUGAUUUGAAAUGUUUUUGUUUUCUACUUCUGACAUGUGUUCUUCUUCAUUCAUAGUUAAGCUAUGGCUGCUCCUGUGAUGCUCAGAGUUAUCUUGGGUGAAAAUGACUCUACAAGAUUGACUCUCCCCAAUGGCAUACCAGAGUCUGUUGAUGACCUAAUACGGCACAUCAAGAACCAAUUGGAACUAGAGGGUGACAUUAGACUACAAUUUAUGGAUCAGGAGUUUGGCAAUGAGUUCAACAAUUUGACUUCAACUUCUGAAAUAGAAGACAAAAGCACCAUUAAAGUCAUCCACCAACCAUUCAUCAUAAUUGCCGGAAACCACCUUGAUGACUCCACACCACCUUCACCACAUUCUAGCUGUCCACCACCACCGUUUCCAUCUCCUUACCCAUCAAGCUCAAGCCUUUCCACGUCACCGUCCAUUGCAUCAUGUGACACUGACAUACUAUCUUCUCCCGAGGCCAGCUCCUCAAGGUCCUCUGCAUGGCCUCUCAUCUUUAAAGUGCCACGCUUCCCUUACGAUGCAGAACUAGAGCUUGAGAAGGCGAAUGCAGCCCUCAAAGAUGAUGGGACUUUGUUGGACCCUGGCACCAAACUGAAAUCUUCCAUUCUUAAUGGUUUAAUGGAGGAAAUAAUGAAGUACAAAGUCUAUCCUUCUGAUACAGAGCUCGGUGAAAUUGCUGAAGCACUUGUCACCACACAUCCUUGCCUCAAAGAGCCGGGAUCAAAGACUGGGUAUGAAGGAUGGAAGACAAGCUUAAGGUGGAAGAUAGGAAAUUACAGAACGAGGCUACGUCGGCUGGGACAUCCAGAAGUUGCUGUGAAUGCCCAGACCAACAAACGCGUAGGAAGCAGUCCUGCCUCUGGAGUUAAGAAAGCCCGUAAAGCGGAGGUAAACUUCUGCCCGGCUCUUCCUUCUGGGGAGACAAUGGACACACAAGAAUCCAAAAGAGUGGCACUUCUGUCUGAAGUCGACAAGAGAAACAAUGAAAGUCACGUGACUCAGUUGAUGGAUCAGACCUUUUCCUUGAGAAGACAAGAAGUCAUGCAGGAACCACUGAUUGCUGAAUUCAAGACAAGAUGGCCGGCACUCUUCACUGUUCGUGAGGUUUGUGCCGAGUUCAGAAGAAUUACAACAGUCAACUUGGAGUCCAAGUUCUUCUUCAACCUGGAUGCUUAUUCUCCAAAUCUGAUGAAGGCGUUCAGCAGGAAAGGGGGGAGUGUUGGACAAAGCCUCAGGAGAAUAAUGUUACCCAUAUCCCAGGACAGUGACAUAAAUGUCAGACGCGAAUGCAUCCUGAAGGGACUUUGCACCUACUUCAAAGAAGACCCUGGAAAGUUGCUGAAGGAAUACAUGGCACAAGAUGCGGACACCGAAUCGGCUUUGGCAGAAACCGUCCAUGCAAUCUAUGUGAUCCGGCAUGAGGGUGCAGAACCUGGCGACAGUCCUGAGGACAUCGGAAUCAUCGUGGAAGGGGUGACCGUAAUUGACGCCUUGCCAAAUGUCCCUUUUGCAGUUGCCAUAUUUCUUGCCUUGGUUUAUGCAAUGAACUUGUGUUAUCCUCCCGAACUCAAGAACACAUUCGAAGCCUUGCAGAAAAUAAUGCUAGAUUUGGAUGGGAAUAGGAUGGGAAGGAAAGUGCAGGUUCUCAAAACGAUACUUUCCCGCUGAAGCUCUAAAGUCCAACCACUCUUAGCUUUUGUGUGCGUAUUUGCACGUGUGUGCAUGUUUGCGCAUGUGUGUGCGCGCGUGUAUUUUGCGCAUCUGCAUGUUUGUUUGCAUGUGUUGUGUUUGCAUGCGUGUGUGUGUUGGUGCGUGUGGGUUUGCGCAUUUGUGGGUUUGCGCGUGUGUGUGUUUGCCUGUGUGUGUGCGCGCGUGUAUUUUGCGCAUCUGCAUGUUUGUUUGCAUGUGUUGUGUUUGCAUGCGUGUGUGUGUUGGUGCGUGUGGGUUUGCGCAUGUGUGGGUUUACGCGUGUGUGUGUUGGUGCGUGUGCUGAAGUGUGGCAGGGAGAGAGAAAAUCAUCUUGCAUUACUUGUGCCUGAAAAAAGUAAGGUGACAAAUACUGUAUAUAAAUAGUUCACUGAUAGUGUUGGAGAGAGAGACACAAAUGGCGUUUCGGGCAUAUAGAAAAGAUCGUCUCAGUAAGUCAAAACAAAUUCGGAGUCCGUAGCUUGUACGUCCGUAGCUUGUACUUUAUGCCGCCCCCACACCAUAGGCACUGUAGGGGUGCGCUACAGAGCCCCUGGACCGAGUAAGGGGCGGGGCUUGUUUGGAGACGUACGUGCCGCCCUACAGAAUACCUGUGCCAAGUAACUUUCAAAGUUAUGCAUAGCAACCCCCCUGAAAAAGGGCCCGACGAUGGCACAUUUUCGGUGUUUUUAUUCAUCAAAAUUCAUCAAGCUGCCAUCUUGUUUUCUUACAACAUAUUGAAAAUGCAUCCGCUAUGUCUUGAUCAUAUACACAUUGAAAUGAAACAGGUCAGCUGUACAGUUCAUGAGGAGUACUUCAAAGUCUAUCGUAUGGCAAUUUUUGUUGCAUGUCAAAAGUUCAACUUCAAGUUGAAUGAUCGCACUUCCUGUUUGGUGUUCCCAUUGGUUCUUUUUUGUUCUUUUUUUCAUUGUUUUUUGUUUGUCUUGGUGAGAUACACCCCAAAAAAUGUGGAGUCCUUAGCUUGUACUUCAAACUGAUACUGUCCCAUUUUUGGAAAUAAGCUGAUAUUACACCUCCCCCUGAGUUAAAU
Molecule: messenger RNA, 3538 nt
Organism: Engraulis encrasicolus (European anchovy)
Lineage: Eukaryota; Metazoa; Chordata; Actinopteri; Clupeiformes; Engraulidae
Product: sterile alpha motif domain-containing protein 3-like
Exons: 4
Coding region: 856-2469 (537 amino acids)
Source: RefSeq, a predicted model, not a curated record